UCACUUCUCCUCGCCCUCGUCCACUUCUCCGGCCAAGCCGCUCACUUCCACCACUUCUCCUCGCCCUCGUCCACUGCUCUCGACCUCACGAGUCCUCACCAGAUCUGAAGCUCGUAGGCAGCAGGGCUCCCUAGACUGCAGCAUGGUGCUCGGCGGCUGCGGCAACGGAGCUGAUGGAGCACGAUCCGACCAGUUCAACGGAGGCAGUAGCACGGGGCAGCGGCAGCAGCAUGGAGGGCGUCCGCUUGACUGGGAAGAUGCGAUAGCGAAGAUAUUAGAUCCAAAGAGUGCUCUUUCAGCCAUUGAUGAAGUUAGUAAGUUUAGGGAGUGCCAAGGAAGGUUUGGAAUCAGAUUAGCACAAGAAGCUGCGGCGAGAAUGGAGCCAACCCAAUGGUGGUUUCAAUUUGGAGGGGAUGUUCCUGCAUUGCAGAAGUGUGCAAUGAGAAUUUGCUCACAAUGUGUCUCAUCUAGUGGGUAUGAGAGGAACUGGAGCGCCUUUGCUUUGGUGCACACAAAGCAAAGAAAUCGCCUUUUAUAUGACAAGCUCCACAAGCUAGUUUCUGUCCGCUACAACCUAAAGAUACGUGCUGAAGAAGAUCAAGAGAAAGAGAGAGAUAUAGAUAAAGAGGUUGAUCCAAGUGCAUUGCUGAUAGAUACAACAAUGUUCGAUGAGACAAAUCCAAUAAUGGAGUGGCUGAAUGAGGAUGAAGAGGAUCCAAUUUUGGAUGGAGCCGAUGCGGCCAGUGCUGUUUUUGAGAAAAUAAGGCGCCUCAACUCAAGCAGGAACAAUUCUUAUGUUCGUACAAAGGCUAAUAAGAAGAAAAGAAAGAGGAAUCAUGAUGAGGAGAAUGAGUAUGUCGAAACUGACAGUGAGGAUGACGACAACGAGAAUGAAUAUGUUGAUAAUGAGAGUGAGGAUGAUGAUGGGGUGAGUGAGGAUGAUGAGGAUGAUCAACAAGAUCAGCAAGAAACACAAAUGCAAGUGGAAGAAGAGACACAAGUACAAGUUGAAAAGGAGACACAAGCAAGCAUUGGCAAUUUGGAGACUCGUAGAUCUGGACGACUAGUUAGGAAGAAGACCAAGGAAAUCAACAGCCUCUACUCGUAGAUUUGCUGGAGCUUGGAGAAUGAUGCUAGUUGGAGGCUUGGAGCAUGGAAGCUGGAGCUAGUGAUGAUUUCUUUUGGAGUUGUUGUUCGUUGUGAUGCUUUGAUGGUUGCCUUUUGCUGUUCGGUGUGAUGCUUUGAUGGCUGUCUUUUGGAGAUGUUUCUACGUGAAGUCCUUUAAAUUCCUAGAGUUGGUUGUACUGAAGUAUUUAAACUUUGAACUAUGAUGUGAUGGUUGUGGACUGUAAGUUUAGAACUAAUGUGAUGGUUGUGGACUGUAAGUUUAUAUUGGACUGACGCUCUUAUUUUAAUCCCUAGAGCUAAUUUGCUAAAAA
Molecule: messenger RNA, 1439 nt
Organism: Triticum aestivum (bread wheat)
Lineage: Eukaryota; Viridiplantae; Streptophyta; Magnoliopsida; Poales; Poaceae
Product: kinesin-related protein 4
Exons: 6
Coding region: 143-1108 (321 amino acids)
Molecular function (GO): protein dimerization activity
Source: RefSeq, a predicted model, not a curated record